AUGGUCUCGGGGCUCGAUCUCACCUAUAUGCAGCGGGACGACGGUGACGAGCCUGCGUCGAUGGGCUCCGGCUUCCAGGCAAACAUCAGCGAUACCACGAAUGAUACCAGCUACAGCAACAGUCGGAACGAGUUCGCCGGAGACAGCAGCACCGGGAUUGGCGCAGAGGAGGAACAGCAUCAGCAGGAUGCCUACCGCACGCUAUACGACAAUUCCGGUGCCUACGUGAUGGACGGAGUGGAGGUUUCUGCCGGCGGAGGUAGUGCUGUGCAGCAGCAGCAGCAGCAGAACCAAAAUCAACCACAACAACAACAACAACAGCAGCAGCAGCAGCAGCAGCAGCAGCAGCAACAGCAACAGACUGGAGAUGUGGCUGAACAGGAUAGUAUGCGGCCGUGGACGGAGCUCAAGACCAAGGCGGGCAAGGAGAGGAAGAGGCUGCCACUCGCCUGUAUCGUCUGCAGGAGGAAGAAGAUUCGCUGUUCAGGCGAGAAGCCGGCGUGCAAGCACUGCUAUCGAUCGAGGAUACCAAAGGCUGCCCCGCGGACAGACUACAUGGCCAUGCUGGACAAGCGUCUCAAGCGGAUGGAGGAGAGAGUGAUGAAGGCCAUCCCCAAGGACGAACCGCGUGAUAUGGUAGGUAUCGGCCGUGCUACUGUGAAACCACACCCGCCAGGAUAUGCUUCACGGCCCGCUCGCGCUGCUCUGAAGAAACGGACAGCCACGGAGGCCUUUAGCGCUGAGCUCAGCGAGUGGACUCGCCCGCUCAUGCCGACAAUACAGCCGGUUCCUACUGUUACCGCUCCUCCCGCUGCUCCUGGAAAAGGCCAGGAGAUGAGCGUGAAUCUGCCUCCCUCACUACUGCCUCAUAUCAACACUGAACACAAGUUACUCUCCCAGGGAGCUGAGUUCCUCCCUUCCAUGGAGCUCCAGGAACACCUGGCAGAGGUCUUUUUCGACUGUGUCUACGGCCAGUCGUACCUCCUCCUACACAAACCAAGCUUCAUGCGCAAACUAAAAACCGAAGCCGUCCCCCCUGUCCUCACCUUGGCCAUCUGUGCCGUCGCCGCCCGCUUCUCUACCCACCCAGACGUCAACACCGAACCGGCCUUCCUGCGAGGCGAGUCUUGGGCAGACGCUGCCGCUGACAUUGCACUCGCCAGACACGAUCAACCCAACAUCACCAUCCUCACCGUCUUCCUCAUCCUCGGCCUCCACGAGUUCGGCGCCUGCCAUGGCGGGCGGAGUUGGUCCUUUGGCGGAAUGGCUCUGCGCAUGGCCUAUGCCUUGCAACUCCACAAGGAACUCGACCGCGAUCCCCUCGGCCAAGGUGGUAGUGCCUCAGAGUUGAGCUGUACGGAUAGGGAGAUCCGUCGAAGGACCAUGUGGGCCUGUAUUCUGAUGGAUCGUUAUAACUCUUCCGGCAGCCAGAGACCUCCCAUCGGCAACGAGAAGUUCCUACAGAUCCAGCUACCUAUCAAAGAGUCGCAUUUUUGGCGUGAGAUCCCUGGCCCAACGGAGGACCUGGACGGCUCAGUACCCAACCCUGUGCCAGAGGGGGUAGGACAACUGUCUAACCCAAAAAAUAACAUGGGUAUAUCCGCAUAUAUAAUACGAGCCAUCAUGCUCUGGGGGAAGAUUGUUGACUACCUCAACCUGGGCGGCAAGGCUAAGGAUCCCUGCAGACUAUGGGAGCCAGAGUCCGGAUACAACCUGCUGAAAAGGCAGCUCAAGGACUUCUCUUCCUCUCUGCCAGAGUGUCUCGUUUUCAACUGGGAGAACCUACAGAACUACGCUGUCGAAAAGAUUGCAAACCAGUUCAUCUUCCUCCACAUCGUCAUCCACCAAAACACCUUGUUCCUCAAUCGGUUUGCCAUCCCGCUCUCGCCUCUAGGGCGGCCACCGAGAGAUAUCCCCAAGCCUUUCCUGAGCGAAGCAGGCAGAGCAGCAGUCGAGGCUGCGAACCACAUUUCCAUGCUGAUCGAUCAGGCAUCUGGAUACAUGCUAACCGUUCCAUUUGCUGGUUAUUGCGCCUACGCAGCGAGCACGGUUCACAUCUGGGGUAUAUUUUCAAAGAGUCCACAGCUAGAAGCGGCCUCCAAGGAGAACUUCCGACAUACCUAUAAAUAUCUAAACAAAAUGAAGCGCUACUGGGGUAUGUUCCACUACAUGGUUGAAAGCUCAAAGGAAAGGUACAGGCACUUUGCCGAAGCCUCACUUCGCGGUCGGAUAGUUCCCGAAACCAGCAAGGGUGGUAGCAACCAGGAUGUGCCGAUAUUCCAAUACGGUGAUUGGUUCGACAAGUACCCCCAUGGGGUAUCAAAGCUGCGCUGGGAAGACCCCGAUAUAGAAAUAAAAAAUGAGAGCGGCAGCGACGCAGUGAUGGCGCACCAGUCUGACCUCCAGAGCGUUGAGGAGUUCUUCACCAGCUUAUCUCCGGUCUCGCCAUCGGCAGGAUCCAGGAAGGAGGUUAAACGCGCAGAUGCAACAACACCGUCCGACAAGGCAAGGCGCCAUCUCGGUUCCAGAGGUAAUGCCAAAUCUCAGUCUUCCAACUCCUCAACGCAAUCUCGUGUUGUCCCCAAUAUGUCAUCUCCCGAACGACAACAGCAACAGACACCGCGGUCACAGCCAAUGCAACAACCAGUCUCGAACCCCGUCAACUCUCAAAUUCCCCCACAACCAGGGCCUCUACCAAAUCACGUUAGUAACGAAUACACCCACUACAACAACAACCCGAAUAUGUACCACGCGGAUCCCGCCUUCAGCGCCUCCGAAUAUAAGUUUCAUCCUCAUCCCGAUCCACUCCCACAACUAGAUCGACAGCUAGUAUAUGAUGCCUAUACCGGCGUCGAACCUAUACCUCAACAUCCUAUCCCGAUACCAUCUUCCAACAACCCUCACAUCCAACCACAUCAUCCAGUACCACCCCAGCCGCAAGCAGGUCACGGUCCCAACCCAAAUAUGAACAGCUCCUUCUGGAACAACAACAGUUACCAAUCCUACGAUAUGCAGCCUCCUAUGAACUGGAACGGCGAACUCAUACAGUCCAGCGCAUGGUUCCUACCUUUCAAUUUAGACCCGACUGGUCUAGACGGUAACGUUUCACAGCCAGGUGCCCCCGCAAGCAUGCCAGCAGGUCCUUCUCACUCCCCUCAAAACCCGGUCGUAUCAUCCGGUAUGACAAUGAGUGAAGGCGGCUAUUACGGAGGUCCAGCAAUGAUGCAUCCCGUCGGUAUGGGCUUAGGCAUGGGAGAACAUGCCCGGUAG
Molecule: messenger RNA, 3270 nt
Organism: Microsporum canis CBS 113480
Lineage: Eukaryota; Fungi; Ascomycota; Eurotiomycetes; Onygenales; Arthrodermataceae
Product: zinc finger transcription factor 1
Exons: 2
Coding region: 1-3270 (1089 amino acids)
Biological process (GO): regulation of DNA-templated transcription; DNA-templated transcription
Cellular component (GO): nucleus
Molecular function (GO): DNA binding; DNA-binding transcription factor activity, RNA polymerase II-specific; zinc ion binding
Source: RefSeq, a predicted model, not a curated record